Colletotrichum abscissum is the source of this 321-nucleotide messenger RNA. RefSeq lists its product as uncharacterized. The transcript is spliced from 3 exons. Bases 1 to 321 code for a protein of 106 amino acids. The record is from RefSeq and is a predicted model, not a curated record. Lineage: Eukaryota; Fungi; Ascomycota; Sordariomycetes; Glomerellales; Glomerellaceae.
AUGACCGUCCGAAGAUCCGAAUCUCUCAUGCUCAUUGGCUCCACUUCAAGACAGUCAAGUCACGUCAAUCCGUGGCUGUUGGUGUGCCACCGCGAGAACGAGAAGAACUCGUCGCAAUAUUUCACAGACAAGAUGAAGACAUCCAUCGCUUACAUCAUCGCCGCGGCCCUCUUCGGAGCUACGCAGGCUGCCAUCACCCCGAUGAACAACAUCAUUCGUCACGAGUACAACCUCAACGCCAGAGCCGGUGUUCACGGCAACAUUGAGAGGGACGAGCCCGCUGUUGCCCCCGAAGGCGAUGUUCUGCAGCCCAUUGUCUAA